Messenger RNA from Durusdinium trenchii, 762 nucleotides. The record is from the annotation of a GenBank genome assembly. Lineage: Eukaryota; Dinophyceae; Suessiales; Symbiodiniaceae.
GAUUAUUCGGGACGCUGCAGCCGGAGCUGCUGCUGCCUUCUUCCAACCGCAUCAGUGCGGAGGAGUGCUGCGAGCCCACGAGCUUGAUCGCCUGGCAUGUGUGCCGCGCCUGCAGUGCGCGUGAAGAGCAGCAACGGUUACAGAGCAAGGUCCUCGUAGAUCCUCCGGCGCCGUGCGUCUUGCAACGAGAGGCAGGAGCCGCUGAUCCAGAGGCUGCCAGUGACGCGCAGCUUUCUGAGAUGGCGGGCAUGAGAGAGGUGGUGGAAUCCUUGGGCUCUUCGUUGGAUUCGAAGGUCUGCGUUUGGAAGACAAAGGGCAAUGACUUGUUGAAUGGCAUCAUUGGGCAUGGCUCUGGGACUUUGAAAAUUCGGCAGGUUGAGGGCACGGUGCCUUUGCCGACAUGCGGUGAAGAGUUGCAGCAUGGCCAUCGGCUGACUGGGAUGAGCUGGUUAGUUUUGCGGACCAUGUCUUCUGACAUUUUGGAAGCUUAUGGCUUUGUCCUGGGAAGAAGGGCAAAUUGCGCCAUCUCUGGCUACUUUGCAAAUGAGUAUGAGAUUCGCAAGAAAGCGUAUCAUCUUGUCCGCGAUGGUGUGGGCAGACCGCCAGCUCAUGAACUUGCACUUUUUGCUAGUGGUCAACUUGCGUCUUCACCUUUGCAGACCAAAGGGAAGGGUGUGCGCAAGCAUGCUUUGAAGCCGAAGACCAUGGGUGGCAAGCGGGUUUGUUUCAAGUUCACCAACGGGGGCAAGUGCGCUGACAGUU